AUGGCGCCCCAUGCAGAGAUAAACCCUCAAGACAUCACCGAAAGGGCGCGUAGAGAUCUGCUCCAACUGCUCGAAGGCGUUCCUGGCAAGAAGAAUCUUGUGAUUGAAAAGUCUCUUGCUGGUCUGAUCGGCUUGCUUGUCAAGUUCAGUACCUUGCAGGAGUAUGGAGUCGACAAAGUCUUCUACGUAGAGAAUCGCAACGUCGACGACUCUCAACGAAACAUUGUCUUCCUUGCCAGAGGCGAGAAGCCCAAAGACGUUCAACUCAUUGCUGAACAGAUUAGUCAAAUCCGUCAAGAAAGCAAAACCGAUCAUGAAUUUUCAGUCUUCUGGGUGCCCAGACGAACGCUCGUCAGUGAUAGGAUUCUCGAGGAGGCCGGCGUGCUUGGAGAAGUGACUGUUGGCGAAUGCCCGUUGUUCUUGGUCCCUCUGGAACCUGAUUUGCUAUCACUGGAGCUGGAAGAUGCGUUCAGUGACUUGUAUCUGCGCAAAGAUCCCACAUCAAUAUUUCUUGCAGCUACAGCAUUGAUGCGGUUGCAGCGAUCCACUGGCCUCUUUCCUCGUAUCCUGGGCAAAGGCGACAAUGCGAAGAAACUCGCCGAUCUGCUUAUUCGUAUGCGAUCGGAAGAAGAGGUCAGCGCUUCGUCUGCCACCUCGAAAUCGCCAUCGACUUUUGGCCUGACACCUAGUGCCGUGGUUGAGAAUGUCAUCAUCAUUGAUCGCGAGGUCGACUUCUUCACACCUCUGAUGACCCAACUAACAUACGAAGGCCUGAUCGAUGAGGUCUUCGGCGUCCGUCAUAACCAAACCGAGGUCGAUACCUCCAUUGUAGGAGCAGCACCUCAACAGCAAAAGCCCCAAGGAGCAGCAGGUGCAGCAGGAGGCUCAACCCAAGCCGCUACAAAGCGCAAGAUCCAACUCGACAGCUCCGACAAACUGUACCCUCAGCUCCGAGACUGCAACUUCGCCGUCGUAGGACCUCUGCUAAACCGAACAGCACGUCGCCUCCAAGCCGACUACGAAUCCCGCCACAAAGCAGACCAGUCAAUCUCCGACCUCAAAACUUUUGUCGCAAAACUUCCCUCCUACCAAGCCGAGCAAGCCUCAUUAAAGAUCCACACCUCCAUGGCCGAGGAAAUCAUGAAGACAACCCGCAGCGAAAUCUUCGGCCGUGUCCUCGAAGUACAGCAAAACUUUGCAGCCGGAGCAGACCCUAGCAGUAUGAACGACAAUCUAGAAGAACUAAUCGCCCGAGACACACCCUUGCCCACAAUAUUGCGUCUAUUAUCCUUGGAGUCUUGCGUAGCUGGCGGUAUCCGUCCGCGUGAGCUUGAAAACCUUAAACGACAAAUCAUGUACGCAUAUGGUCAUCAACACCUCCUCACCUUUUCCUCGCUUGAGAAAAUGGGUCUCGUGGUUCCUCGUGUGAGCAACACUGGCUACCUCAACCCAAUGAGCGGCACGAAUUCUGGAAACACGGAUUACAAUUCCGUGCGCAAGACGCUGAAACUGUUUGUGGAUGAAGUGGACGAGCAAGAUCCUACGGACAUCUCAUAUGUGUUUUCUGGCUACGCGCCGCUGAGUAUUAGAUUGGUGCAGUGUGUUUUGCAGAAACAGAUGUUGGUUAGAUUGGCGAAUCCUAGAUCUGUUUCUACUGGGAAUGCUGUAAAUGGAGGGGCUGGUGGUGCUCCUGCUACUGCUCAGGCGGCUGGAUGGAAAGGGUUUGAGGAUAUUUUGGCGAGGGUCAAGGGUGCUACUGUUGAUGAAGUGCAGAAGGGGUCGAGUGGUGAGGCUUCGCAGGCGAGACAGACGCUUAGAGGUGGGAGCGGUGGUGGGAGAAAGACUACUAUUGUCUUCUUCCUUGGUGGUGUCACGUUUGCGGAAGUUGCGGCGUUGAGAUUCAUGGGUGAGCAGUUGGGGGAUAAGAAGAAGAUUGUCAUUGCUACGACUGGUAUCUUGUCGGGCAAUGCUGCUGUUGAGGCUGCUAUGGAGAAGAGGGCCUGGGGUCGCAAGUAG
This is a messenger RNA of Aureobasidium subglaciale EXF-2481, 2016 nucleotides long. RefSeq lists its product as uncharacterized. The coding region runs from base 1 to 2016 and encodes 671 amino acids. The record is from RefSeq and is a predicted model, not a curated record. The transcript is spliced from 4 exons. NCBI's taxonomy places the organism in Eukaryota, Fungi, Ascomycota, Dothideomycetes, Dothideales, Saccotheciaceae. Gene Ontology annotation, cellular component: CORVET complex; fungal-type vacuole. Gene Ontology annotation, biological process: vesicle-mediated transport; intracellular protein transport.